Messenger RNA from Manihot esculenta (cassava), 1769 nucleotides. RefSeq names its product beta-glucuronosyltransferase GlcAT14B. The transcript has 4 exons. Lineage: Eukaryota; Viridiplantae; Streptophyta; Magnoliopsida; Malpighiales; Euphorbiaceae. Gene Ontology annotation, molecular function: glucuronosyltransferase activity. Gene Ontology annotation, cellular component: membrane. The record is from RefSeq and is a predicted model, not a curated record. The coding region runs from base 167 to 1453 and encodes 428 amino acids.
UCCACCAUUAAUACCACUGCCAUUCUACUAUGCUUCUACUUCUCCACCCAAUCCAAACACAUUCUUUCUUCAUUCUUGGUUGGUUUCCGAGGCCGUCGGUGGCGGUGGACACAGAUCCCCACCUCACCUUCCUACAAUAUUACACAGCUUUCUCGGGUUCAUCUUCAUGGAAACCAGCAUCACCGCCACUAAGUUGCAGAAGAAGCACAAAUGGUUCCUUCUCUUAGUUUUUUCGCUCUUGUUCUCUACUCUUUUGAUUCUCAUCACCAUAACUUCUUCAUCCACUUCUACCCAGUUGCUCUUUCUCCGUCAGCGUGGGAACGCUGAUCAUUUCCGCCCUCAGUAUCCGCAUUUUGUGGAAUUCAAGUUGCCUAAACCUGUGGUUUCAACAAGAAAAAUACCUCGUCUUGCGUAUUUGAUAUCUGGAUCUGCAGGGGAUGGAGUUAGCAUCAAGAGAACAUUGAAAGCGUUGUAUCAUCCGAGGAAUCAGUACGCAGUGCAUUUGGACUUGGAGGCGGCGGCGGAUGAGAGGUUGGACCUGGCGAGAUGGGUGAGAAGCGAGAAGCUUUUUAAUGAGGUGGGGAAUGUGAGGGUAGUUGUGAGGUCUAAUUUGGUAACUUAUAGAGGGCCUACUAUGGUCAGUAAUACUCUUCAUGCUGCGGCCAUUUUGAUGAGAGAAGGUGGGGAUUGGGAUUGGUUUAUCAAUUUGAGUGCUUCAGAUUAUCCCUUGCUUACUCAAGAUGAUCUGCUUCACACGUUGUCUACAAUUCCAAGAAACCUUAAUUUUAUUGAGCACACCAGUGACAUUGGUUGGAAGGAGUAUCAGAGAGCCAAGCCUGUCAUAAUUGAUCCAGGCUUGUACAGCCUGCGAAAGUCAGAUGUUUAUUGGGUUUCAGAGAAAAGGAGUGUGCCAACUGCGUUUAAGCUGUUUACAGGUUCUGCUUGGAUGAUGCUUUCUCGCCCUUUCGUGGAAUAUUGCCUCUGGGGUUGGGACAAUCUCCCAAGAAUAGUCCUCAUGUAUUAUGCAAACUUCCUAUCUUCUCCUGAGGGAUAUUUCCACACAGUAAUAUGCAAUGCUGAUGAGUUCAAGAACACUACAGUUAACCAUGACCUUCACUUCAUAUCUUGGGACAAUCCUCCCAGGCAACACCCACAUUUCCUCACUGUUGAUGACUACCAAAGGAUGGUUGACAGCAAUGCUCCAUUUGCAAGAAAAUUUGGCAAGAACGAUCCGAUUCUUGACAAAAUUGAUUCCAAUAUUCUGGGUCGCUCAGCUGAUGGUUUUGUUCCAGGUGGAUGGUUCAGAAAUGAAGGAGAUGUAAACAUGACCAUCCCAGAUCCUGUUAGAAUAAAUACCACUGAACUUGAUCCUGGUCCUGGUGCUCAAAGGCUCAAGCGGCUGAUCAACAAUCUGUUGUCGGCAGAAGAUUUUCACUCGAAACAUUGCAUCUGAGUAACAUAGUCCUAUGUCUGGAUAAAUAAUGAUGCAGAAAGUCUUCAUUUUUGCUUGGUCAUUGAUGGAUCAUUUCCAUGGGUAACAGAAGAUUUGCUAAUGGGACAAACAAGACAAUAGGAACACAAGGUGUAAGGAAACUGCUCUCUGUAUAAGAUAUAUUGUUAUACACAUAUCUUUCAGCUCAAUAGCUGGAUAGGCCAUAUAAGAUAAAAAAACUAAGGAAAAUUUAUUAUUUAGUCCCUAUAUUGUGAGGAAACUCAUUAUUAGCCCAUCUAUUUAAAAAGUUUACUAAUUAGUCUUCCAUUAAUUUUAA